Molecule: messenger RNA, 9187 nt
Organism: Chionomys nivalis (European snow vole)
Lineage: Eukaryota; Metazoa; Chordata; Mammalia; Rodentia; Cricetidae
Gene: Stxbp5
Product: syntaxin binding protein 5
Exons: 28
Coding region: 229-3969 (1246 amino acids)
Biological process (GO): regulation of protein secretion; regulation of exocytosis
Cellular component (GO): cytoplasm; SNARE complex; plasma membrane
Molecular function (GO): GTPase activator activity; syntaxin binding; myosin II binding
Source: RefSeq, a predicted model, not a curated record
GCCGCGGCCGGCGCUGGAACCGCGGCUCGCCGCCUGCUCGGCCGGGCGUUGGGGACCGGAGACCGAGGCUGCCGGGAGGUGACAGCGAGCGGCCGGGCGGCCUGGGAGAGAGCGGCGGGAGGCGCGAGGACCGGCUCAGGGUGUCCGGGCCAUGCGGGCCGGGCGGCUGCGCUGAGCGGAGGCCGAGCCCGGGACGCGCCGAGUGACUGCGGGGCCGCGGGGCCAUGGAUGCGGCGGCGGCGGCAGCGGCGCGGGACGGCGGGAGCCCGGCCGCGACCAGGUGAGGAGGCGGCGUCCGGCGCCACUGCAGCCCGCGGCGGCCUCGGAGGAAGAGGACUCGCCGCCUCGCGCCCGUCGUCGCAGCCCUUCCUGUUGGGAUUAUCUCCUGCUCUCCGCUCCUUCGCACUCCGCGAUCGAAGCCGCCAGCGGCUCGGACCCCUUCCCACCCGGUGCCUCCGCUACCCCGGGGGCCUCGAGGAGACAGACAGACCCCCCCUGGGCGGCGAGACCAUGAGGAAAUUCAACAUCAGGAAGGUGCUGGACGGCCUGACCGCAGGCUCGUCCUCGGCCUCGCAACAGCAGCAGCAGCAGCAGCACCCGCCUGGGAACCGGGAGCCCGAGAUCCAAGAGACGCUCCAGUCUGAACACUUCCAACUCUGCAAGACUGUUCGCCAUGGAUUCCCCUAUCAGCCCUCAGCUCUGGCCUUUGAUCCAGUACAGAAGAUCCUGGCAGUAGGAACUCAGACUGGUGCUUUAAGGCUCUUUGGUCGUCCAGCAGUGGAGUGUUAUUGCCAACACGACAGUGGAGCGGCAGUAAUUCAACUCCAGUUCCUGAUUAAUGAGGGAGCCCUCGUGAGUGCCUUGGCUGAUGACACCUUACACUUGUGGAAUUUACGUCAGAAAAGGCCUGCCAUACUACAUUCCCUCAAAUUUUGCAGAGAAAGGGUUACAUUUUGCCAUCUGCCUUUCCAGAGUAAGUGGCUCUAUGUGGGCACUGAACGAGGUAAUAUCCAUAUUGUCAACGUGGAGUCCUUCACACUCUCAGGCUAUGUCAUUAUGUGGAAUAAAGCCAUUGAACUGUCGUCUAAAUCUCACCCAGGCCCUGUUGUCCAUAUAAGUGAUAAUCCCAUGGAUGAGGGGAAGCUUUUGAUCGGCUUUGAGUCUGGAACAGUUGUCCUCUGGGACCUCAAGUCGAAGAAGGCGGACUACAGAUACACGUAUGACGAGGCUAUUCACUCUGUGGCUUGGCAUCAUGAAGGAAAACAAUUUAUUUGCAGUCAUUCUGAUGGUACUUUGACCAUAUGGAAUGUGAGGUCCCCUGCUAAACCUGUACAGACCAUCACUCCUCAUGGAAAACAGCUAAAGGAUGGGAAGAAACCAGAGCCAUGCAAGCCGAUCCUCAAGGUGGAGUUCAAAACGACUAGAUCUGGGGAACCUUUCAUUAUUUUGUCGGGGGGCUUGUCCUAUGACACUGUGGGAAGAAGGCCUUGCUUAACCGUGAUGCACGGGAAAAGCACGGCUGUGCUGGAAAUGGACUAUUCAAUUGUUGACUUUCUCACUCUCUGUGAAACACCAUACCCAAAUGAUUUUCAAGAACCAUAUGCUGUGGUUGUUCUUCUGGAAAAGGAUUUAGUACUGAUAGACCUUGCACAAAAUGGAUACCCUAUAUUUGAGAAUCCCUACCCUUUGAGCAUACACGAGUCCCCUGUUACAUGUUGUGAAUAUUUUGCUGAUUGUCCUGUGGACCUCAUUCCUGCACUUUAUUCUGUUGGAGCUAGACAGAAACGUCAAGGCUACAGCAAAAAGGAAUGGCCCAUCAAUGGAGGUAAUUGGGGCUUGGGUGCUCAAAGUUACCCAGAAAUAAUUAUUACAGGGCAUGCUGAUGGGUCAGUUAAGUUCUGGGAUGCUUCUGCAAUAACUCUACAAGUACUAUAUAAAUUAAAAACGUCUAAAGUAUUUGAAAAGUCAAGAAAUAAAGAUGACAGACCAAACACGGACAUUGUAGAUGAAGAUCCAUACGCCAUUCAGAUCAUCUCCUGGUGCCCAGAGAGCAGAAUGCUGUGCAUAGCUGGAGUGUCAGCUCAUGUCAUCGUCUAUAGAUUCAGCAAACAGGAAGUAGUUACAGAAGUCAUUCCGAUGCUUGAAGUUCGACUGUUAUAUGAAAUAAAUGAUGUGGAAACGCCAGAGGGUGAGCAGCCGCCACCUUUGUCCACCCCCGUGGGCAGCUCCAACCCUCAGCCCACUCCUCCUCAGUCUCAUCCGUCCACCAGUAGCAGCUCAUCUGAUGGGCUUCGUGAUAAUGUACCUUGCUUAAAAGUCAAAAGCUCACCACUUAAACAGUCUCCGGGUUAUCAGACAGAGCUAGUUGUUCAGUUGGUGUGGGUGGGUGGAGAACCCCCACAGCAGGUCACCAGCCUGGCACUCAAUUCUUCCUACGGGCUUGUGGUUUUUGGCAACUGUAACGGCAUCGCGAUGGUUGACUACCUCCAGAAGGCAGUACUGCUCAACCUCAGCACCAUAGAACUGUACGGCUCAAAUGAUCCUUACCGAAGAGAACCCCGGUCGCCUCGGAAAUCGCGCCAACCUUCAGGAGCAGGCCUGUGUGACAUCACUGAAGGAACUGCUGUCACAGAGGAUCGCUGCAAGUCUCCAACCUCCGGUUCUUCAUCACCACACAAUUCAGAUGAUGAGCAAAAAGUGAAUAAUUUUAUAGAAAAGGUGAAGACCAAAAGCAGAAAGUUUUCCAAGAUGGUAGCCAGUGAUCUAGCAAAGAUGUCAAGGAAAUUAAGCUUGCCAACUGACCUAAAGCCCGAUUUAGAUAUAAAAGAUAAUUCCUUCAGCAGAUCGCGGAGUUCAAGUGUAACCAGCAUUGACAAGGAAUCCCGAGAGGCCAUCUCUGCUCUUCAUUUCUGUGAAACUUACGCUCGGAAGGCAGACUCUUCCCCGUCCCCAUGUCUGUGGGUGGGAACCACGCUGGGAACAGUGUUCAUCAUCACCCUGAACCUUCCUCCAGGGCCCGACCAAAGACUCCUUCAGCCAGUGAUUGUGUCUCCAAGUGGUACUAUAUUGAGGUUAAAAGGUGCAAUCUUGAGAAUGGCAUUUCUGGAUGCCACGGGCUGCUUAAUGCCACCUGCGUCCGAACCCUGGAAAGAGCACAACGUUCCCGAAGAAAAAGACGAAAAGGAGAAGCUGAAAAAGCGGCGCCCUGUCUCAGUGUCCCCCUCCUCUUCUCAGGAAAUUAGUGAAAACCAGUAUGCAGUGAUAUGUUCUGAAAAGCAAGCUAAGGUCAUCUCACUGCCAACCCAGAACUGUGCGUACAAGCAGAACAUUACUGAGACAUCCUUCGUGCUUCGUGGAGAUAUCGUGGCACUGAGCAACAGUGUCUGCCUCGCCUGCUUCUGCGCCAACGGCCAUAUUAUGACUUUCAGUUUGCCAAGCCUAAGGCCUCUGUUGGACGUCUACUACUUGCCCCUUACGAACAUGCGGAUAGCCAGGACCUUUUGCUUCACCAACAAUGGACAAGCAUUAUACCUUGUUUCGCCUACAGAAAUCCAGAGACUCACCUACAGUCAAGAGACGUGUGAAAAUCUUCAAGAGAUGCUGGGUGAGCUCUUCACUCCUGUAGAAACACCGGAGGCACCCAACAGAGGUUUCUUUAAAGGCCUGUUCGGAGGUGGCGCACAGUCUCUGGAUAGAGAAGAGCUAUUUGGAGAGUCAUCCUCAGGAAGGGCCUCGAGGAGCCUUGCACAGCACAUCCCGGGUCCUGGUGGCAUUGAAGGUGUGAAAGGAGCUGCAUCUGGAGUUGUGGGUGAAUUAGCCCGAGCCAGGUUGGCUUUGGAUGAAAGAGGGCAGAAGCUUGGUGACUUGGAAGAGAGAACUGCAGCUAUGUUAUCCAGUGCAGAUUCGUUUUCUAAACACGCUCAUGAGAUGAUGCUGAAAUACAAAGAUAAAAAGUGGUACCAGUUCUGACAACCAGAGUCUAAUAAAACCAGUUUCAGCCAGAAGGAGGAGGCAGUUUCCUUGUUGCGGUCACUGGUGUACUGGGGAAAGAACACAAGCGGGAAGCGCGUUGCUGAAAACCGUCCCCUCCCAGCACAGCCAUGCACUGUCUUACCUCAGUCUCACGGUUCCCUGAGAACUCACGCGUGCGGACUGCAGCAUAUGGCGUGUGCUGGCUGUGAGAUGACAACGGAGAGCUUAGCGGGGUCCCAUUCUCAGAUGGAAAAUCCAAAGGGAUGUGGAGAAGUCCUUGGAUCAUUCCUGUAUUAAACUUUCAUAUGCCAAAAGAUUUUGUGCCGUGGUAUCUGCCAUCAGUGUUUUAUCCGAUGUGGAGAGAGGCAAUAAAUGAGAAGUUCUAAGUCUGAAAUGGUCAUACUUGUGUCGGGACUGAAUUAUGCACAGCUGUCUGGACUCGCCCUCUCUCAGGCAGACUGGCCAUCAGUAUCAUUAGUGAAAAACAACUAACUGUCCCCUAAUCUUUAGACUGUGCUGAAUGGUGGCUUUCAGUAAUCUAAGCAUACACACGCUUGUGUAUGGGAUCCUCUUCAGUUCUCGUUACUGUAUAUUUGUGUUCCGUUCCUAUGUUUUCAGAAGCAAACAAGGUGAUAUAUCACUUUUCAUGGAAAAGUGUAACGCAUGACUGAAUCGCUCAUCUUCUGAGAGUUUCCAUGUAGUGGCCAUGCGGUGUGGAAAGUAAGAAACCCUCCAUUGUGGUGAGGAGAAUUCUUCAGUGUCCUUUGUCCUCGUUCACAUUAAUUCAGCUAAAGGUAGAUUUGACCAAAAGAGUUACUGUUUAAAUUUGUAGAAAAGUUGAAAUUGGCUACGUUUUUAAUUUUGCUUGAAUUUUUAUAAAAUGUUCAACCAAAUGUACCCUUGCAUUAUUUAAUUAAAGUUGCUAAAACAACAAUGUUUCAUCAUUUCAGUAAAGUGCUCAGCUCCCCUUUUAAACUGUCCUGUAUUUGCUAACAAUUCCGGUCCACUCAGGUGAUGAGCCAGUUAAAUCUUAACGCACAUUGCUGCUGCAUGGAAGACUGCAAGCCUCUUUUGUCAGUAAUUGUCCCAGAGUCUAGUCUAAUGACCUACAAAAUAUCUCCUAUAGAAAUACAUUGCAAAUCUGUACAUAUCCUUUCGAAAUACUAAAAGCAAAAAGGAAAGGAAAGUAUGAUCACUUCAGUAACAUGAGGGGAGCUGUGUAUUAAAUGGCAGACGCCGGUCGGUUCCUGCAAUGGCAUUGCAGCCUAGAAAGGAAGACGCCUGUUAUACACAGUUGGAGGAUGUAAUUGUUAAAGCCACAAAGGAAGAAGUGAAGUGGGAGCGUGGUAUUUAUAUAUUGUCUUCUAUGAAAGUCUACACUGAAAUAAGCAGGGCUCGAACUGAUGGGAGCCUGCGUGUUUUCUCCUCCAUGUGAUGUGUGAAGAUCCCUGUAAGACAUCUUCAGUUCCGCAGCCUAUCACUCACCUGUUCCUCUUUCGCUAAGAAUUCUUUUGUUUACAUUUUAUAAUGUGCACUACUGGAUAUGAAAGUUUACAUCAAAGUUUAUUUUAAAUAGCAUCAAGUAAAGAUUAGAUUUAUGUGGUAGAGAACUGAUCAAGACUGAUCAAAAUGUUUUGUAACUGCAAUCAUUUUUAAAAGUUUCUCAAUCUGUAGAAGGUGAAUAAUAUUUCAUGUCUAUUUCAUGUCUAUGCUCUGAGCAUUUGGCAGCUUACAAAUUGCUUAAUUUGCAUUAUACAUUGUCCACUAAACCCAUGUCCCAUGAUACCUCAUAGGAAGAGUUGUGUCCUUUUUAAAGGGUGCAGUUUUAUGAAUACCAAUAGUGGAGACUUUUGCAAGGGUGAAGAGUACUAACAUAGCCUAAGACACUGCUUGACUCUGCGUGGAGCCUCACCUAUUUAUCUGUUGUAUUAUUUGUGUAUCGAAUUCCUUUCUAUUUUAGCUGAUGUAAAUAAAAUGAAUCAAAGUUGUAAUUAUUUAUUAGUAGAGAAGUAGAUGUGUUUACCUGAGAUGGAUUUUAUAAGAUCAUCCUAAUGCAUUAUUUUAAAUCAUUCGUUUCUUAUUUUAAUUAAUCUACAUAUUGUGCACAACAACCUAAGAGACUAGAUUAGAAAGUACAAAGUAUUUUUGAAUAAAGAAAAUGAUCUUCCCAAGCUGUGCUUGAUUCUGUAAAUAAAACAGUCUGCAGUACCGGCCCAGGGCACUGACUACUGCAACCUGAGAUGGCCUGCCUCCCCCAACCCACUCCUGUCUUUUUUUGAUGCAAAAAGAAGUAGUCACCAGCAAGCCAAAGUUUCAGGAAUUCUAACAGCAACAACAAGAGGUAAAAAUAAAAAAUAUCAGAAAAUGAAAUGUGUGUGCACAUGCAUGUGUGCUGUGUGUGUGUGUUUGUCUUCUCUGCGCCCUCAGCACUGAUCACAUUUGUCUUUGAUUCUGAAAUUCAAGUAUUCUGCAAUUAACAUUAUUAACAGGAAGAGAUUUCUCUAUAUGUACCACAUGCCCAGUUCAUUUCAUCUUCAAACUAAAAUCAAUCUGUGUUUGUUUAGAAUACUGUCCUUUAAAGUAUUUCAUUUUGUCAAAAUCUUUAUCUCUGUUUGAAAUAUGGCAUCACCUUAACACUCACUCACAUUCCAGACAUACUGUGUUUCAAAAAAUUUGAUUAUGGAUUUUAAAAACAAAACCUGUUCCUCUAGAUUUGAGGUUUUCGUGGAAUAAUACUGCUAUGUCCACCUGUCAUUCUGUGCGAGUAGACUGCAGAGUCAGCAGGACAUUUCUUAAAGAAGCAUCUACUGAGAACUUAGCUCAGGUAGACAACAAGUGUGCAAAACAAGCCUGAAGUGUGCAGAUGUUUAGGAUGAGGCACUGCCGGGAGACAGCCGAGGACUGGGGGAUUCGUUCCACGGUUAUCCUGAGUUCUGUAUUCAAAUCUGCUUUGCCCAAGGGUUUCGCAUGUGACAUUAGUAAAGCUAUCUCCAAAGGGAACAUUUUUUUUGUGGCAAAGACUUAUUUUAAUGGGAGAUUUUGUUUAUUUGUUUCUGCAAAAUAAAGAGCACUGAACUUUAAACUUGAAUUUUUCUGCACUUUUUUAGGUAAUGACUUAUUUGUCAUUUAAUCUGCAUUUUCAGUUUAAAUCGAAUGAUGUGUGUAUGAAACAUACCAAAAUCAUGACUAUGCUGCUAGCUGCACCUGAAACCUAUCAGUUUUAAAACCUUUAAUAGGGUUUUAUAUAGCUUUUGAAGAUUAAAAACAAAUGAAAUUAUUUGCUGUACAUUUCGGUGUUCUUGGUCUGUGUUGCGACACUUUCAGGGCUGCUUUCCGGUCACACACACGUCAUCUUUAUACACUGCUAGAGAAAGUACGUUUAGUUUUAGAUAAGUUUUUAUAAAUGUUUUCUUUAAUUUUAAAAAUGAUGAACUUGUUAAAUCGAAGUACUUAGAAAGUAUGUAUAUUAUCCAUACAAGAAGUUAUGUUUUACACUUAUAAUAAGAAAUACUGAUAUCUCCUAUAGAGAUACAAUUAAGUUUUAGAAGUCAUGCAGCAUUGACAAGUCUUCAUACAUGACAAGAUACAAUUAUAGAGUUUCUUUUUAAAAAAAAAGACUGCUGAAUAUUUUCAAAUACUGAUUUUAUUUUUGAGGGAAAAUGUUCACAACAAUAAUUUCUAUAACUUUAUCUGUAGUUUCAGCUUGCUGUUGGUUGCCUAACUUAGCUAUUGUUUUAAUAUAUAUAUAUAUUGAAAAUGAUUAUUCAGAUAUUUUCUUCUACCUUUUUUAAAAAUAAAUAUCCAAAAAUAGGAACAGAGCUUAUGUAUUUUUGUCAAUGAAGGGUUUUUAUUUUGUGUUUUAUAGAAUUUGUUCUUUAUCAGUUUAAUAUUUAAUAUCUCUAGGCUUUUUAAUCUCUAUUUGCCUUGAAAAGAAUAUGCCUAUGUAUUCUUUCUCGUUUUCUGUUUUUUCUUUUUUUUUUUCCAGCGUUUGUUCUGGGUUGACAUUAAUGCCCACGUGUGCUUCUGAUUUGGAAAUGAGUAUGGGGUUGCUGGGGUCUGCAGCGGCUCUCUCCUCGGGGCCUGCUUGCACAGUGCCGUGGGCAUCACCGCUGUCUGCCUCAGAUGCUGUGAAGGUUCUGUGGACAGAAAACAGUUGUUUCAGCUGGCGGGGAAAACUGGAGCUGAGCUUUCCUGAGGAAGUAAAUGGUUUUAGUAACUUCCCAGUUAUGGGUCUUAAGUUACCGGUUCAUUCUUAAAUUAGAUGCCAUCACCAGAGCUGCUUAGGAGAUGUCCUGUGUCUGUUUCUCGGAGGAAGCAUGAAUGUACUUUGCCAAUAUUUUUCAGCGAGACACGUAGUUUAAAGUUAAUGUUUUUCAUCUGUAAGAUGUAAAUAAAUACUGUCAAUUCCUUCACUGUAGGUCAUUUGACUCAGGCAUUUAAAAACAGGUGUAGGUCAAUUGCUGUGAAGUUCUAUUUAUGUAAUUGUGGGUUUUGAUGUUUUGGGUUUUUUUUUUAAAUAUCAUUUGUAUUUUAUCUAAAUCUUGCUUCGAUUAAAGACAAUGUAAUGAGUUUCAAACAAACUUAACUUAUCAAUGGAAAUAGCAUAAAGAUGAGAAAUAGUGACUUGAUUUCUGUGUGUCUGUGAAUAGUUAUGGGGGAUACUUUAGAUGUGGCCUCUGCUCAACAUGGUAGCUAGAACUGGGGUGGGGAGUUACACCAUUGGUUCAUUGUAAAUGUGUUUUCAAAGAAAAAGCAUUUUAAAAGACAGAUUUAGUUUCCUAGCGUUGUCCACAUUGAGGAUGAGCAUGUUUGGUCCAGAGUGCUCGCCUAUGUGCAAACACCAUGUGUGCUGUUCAGCUGAUGCAUCCUCUCUUUAUGUCUGCUCAGUCCAGCAACUCGGAGAUAAUUACUAGAAUAUGCUUUCCAAGUAUUUUUAAUUAUCUAUGUAUUGUUUCGUUUUUUAAAUAGCACUAUCGCAAAUGCUAAAAAUGUCUUGAAAGUUUGUAGUUAUUUGCAUUCCUGUAACUUAAUAGAAAAAAAACUUGUCAUCACAGCCAAAAGGUUCAAAAUUAAGUAAUGAAAUAUUUUUUUGUAAAUAAAUACCAUUAUGCUGGUAUUUUAAGAAUGUAUUACGAAUUAAUUUUUCUGGAAAAUGUUCAUAUAUAUGUAUAUGAAUUCUGCUGAAGGGCUCUGAUUGGGCUAAAUAAAAUACUCA